This is a messenger RNA of Mangifera indica (mango), 1282 nucleotides long. RefSeq names its product exonuclease DPD1, chloroplastic/mitochondrial-like. Bases 185 to 1189 code for a protein of 334 amino acids. The record is from RefSeq and is a predicted model, not a curated record. Gene Ontology annotation, molecular function: nucleic acid binding; 3'-5'-DNA exonuclease activity. Lineage: Eukaryota; Viridiplantae; Streptophyta; Magnoliopsida; Sapindales; Anacardiaceae. The transcript is spliced from 4 exons. Gene Ontology annotation, cellular component: cytoplasm. Gene Ontology annotation, biological process: DNA catabolic process.
AAAACAAAAGUACAGUUUAUCUCACUCCAUAAAUACUUGUUUUUCAGAAUUAUAGUAAUCUCUCUUACAUUCAAAUGUGCUUCUUUCAACCUCCAAAGAACUUCCAGGUCAAAGGCAAUUGUUUCUGUCAGUGAUAUAGAAUACUUCUGCCGUCGGUAUCUUCUAUUAUAGUACUUGAGUUGAGAUGAGGACAGCUCCAAUGUGUUUUUCAAUCUUUCGAGUUCCUAGAUGCAGAAUUCAUACCUUGACUAAUUUUUGGGAAAGUUUCCACAGUUUAGGUAGGGAUUAUGGAAAUACUUUGCAAUUUAGGAUGCUUUCUUCCAAAUCCUCUGGAAUCGAAGGGGGAUAUAGUAAGAGGUGGACUAGAAGACCAAUUACUACAAAAUCAGAAGGCAACAAGACUACCCAAAGCAGUAAGCCAAGCCAAAUCUAUGAUGAAUCUUUUAACUUAAAGAUUUCGGCAAGCAAUACAGUAAAUGUAAAUAAAACAGAGAUAAAUGAAAUUCAAAGAACUCAAUGCUUUGAUAUUCGACAAAAGAUUGCUGAGGACAAAGAAUUAGCCAAGCUCGUGACUCUAAUUGUUUUUGAUAUCGAGACAACAGGCUUUAGCAGAGAGCUUGAAAGGAUCAUUGAGAUUGCACUUCUAGAUCUUCAUGGGGGUAAAAAUAGCAUGUUUCAAACAUUGGUGAAUCCUGAUAAAUAUGUUCCAAAUGCACAUGUUCAUGGUAUUUCAACCGAUAUGGUGUGCAGACCUGAUGUUCCAAGGAUGGAGGAGCUGAUACCGAUACUAAAACAGUAUAUUAAAAGCCGUGAGAAACCUGGGGGAUUUGUGGUGUUUGUUGCUCACAAUGCUCGUUCAUUUGAUGUACCAUUUCUGGCUAAGGAAUUCAGUCGAUGCUGUGAAAAAAUUCCCCCGAAUUGGCUUUUUUUGGAUACACUUCCUCUGGCACGUGAAAUGGUGAAGAGUGGUGGCUUGAAGCUUACUUCAGGAUUAUCGUUGCAAGCUCUACGUGAAUACUAUGGUAUUCCGUCAACUGGUUCAGCUCACAGAGCCAUGUCAGACGUGAAGCUCCUGUCGUUGAUUCUUCAAAGAUUGACUUUUGACCUGAAGCUACCAAUCUCUGGCUUAGUUCAAAAAACUUUCGCAGCAUCGGAUUUGAACACCAGUAAGAAGAAGAGUUCAAGCUAGUUUCAAAUCCUGCCGUGUUCAUGUACUAACCAUUUUAUUGUAAAAUUAAACUCAAUUCUCACGAAUAAAAUCCCAACUUACUAUUUAUCAUUA